Messenger RNA from Centropristis striata (black sea bass), 2297 nucleotides. It is a transcript of the gene rabl2, whose product is annotated as RAB, member of RAS oncogene family-like 2. NCBI's taxonomy places the organism in Eukaryota, Metazoa, Chordata, Actinopteri, Perciformes, Serranidae. Bases 573 to 1223 code for a protein of 216 amino acids. Gene Ontology annotation, cellular component: endosome; Golgi apparatus. The record is from RefSeq and is a predicted model, not a curated record. Gene Ontology annotation, molecular function: GTPase activity; GTP binding. The transcript is spliced from 8 exons.
UUGCAUAGAAACGAAAACUGUCGGCGACAUAAUGAAACAUCUACAAACUUUUAACGUGUGGUUACCUAGCGUUAGCGUUAUAUAAGUGCGGAGAAUCAAAAAAACAUUUGCUUUUUAUCAACAUAGUAUAAAAAAGGCAGUGAGCGACAUUUGGAUGAGUACACCUGAUUAACAAAUGCUAUCAACGCAACCUCCGUUAGCGGCUUUAGCCCACUGGUAACAAGCGACCGCUGCCUCCUUCAGGUCUUCACGGUGCUUUGGAAAGGUAACCAAACAGUACGCAUACUAGAUUUUAAAAAGUAAAAUGUUCUAUAUGAAUAAUACUCUGUUCAGCUAGCAUCCGUUUUGUCGAUGUGAGAACCGACGAACCAGUGAAAUGAGCGACAUCAAGCCGAAUAACACGAUGUCAACCUCAGCUAACCCAUGGAAAGCUAGCUAACAAUCAUUCUCGUUGUCAAUAGCCGUCCGAUGCUAGCUCUGUUAUUCAGCUAUUUAUCAAUUCAGGUUGCCAAGCGGUGGCUGAUACAGUCAUCCUAGUUAAAGCGAGUUUAAAAGUUUAGAAAGAGAGUGAAAUGGCUGGCGACGCUGGCAGCAUCCCUGAACUGGACCAAAAGAAGUACGAUUCGGACGAACAAGUGAAGAUCAUCUGUCUGGGAGACAGCGCAGUUGGUAAAUCUAAGCUGAUGGAGAGGUUUCUUAUGGACGAAUAUCGUCCCCAGCAGUUGUCAACAUAUGCUUUGACUUUGUACAAACACAUCGCCACUGUAGGAAACAAGACAGUAGCGGUCGAUUUCUGGGAUACAGCUGGUCAGGAGAGAUUUCAGAGCAUGCAUCCGUCAUACUACCACAAAGCACAUGCAUGCAUUAUGGUUUUUGAUGUUCAAAGGAAGAUCACAUAUAAGAAUCUGGCCAGCUGGUACAAGGAACUGAGAGAGUACAGACCGGAGAUACCCUGCUGUGUCGUUGCCAACAAAAUUGAUGCUGAUUUGAAGGUGACACAGAGAAACUUUAACUUUGGGAAGAAGCAAGGACUCCCGUUUUACUUUGUGUCAGCGGCUGAUGGGACUAAUGUAGUUAAGAUGUUCAGGGAGAUGAUCAAGAGAGCAGUGGACUACAAGCAAAACCCCAGCGACUUCAUGGAUGAAGUGAUGCAAGAAUUAGAGAACUUUGACCUGGAGAAGAAGGAAGACCAUUCAGAAGCAGAGAGUCCCGAGUUAGUCUGACAGUUGUUUACAGAUCCUCCAAACCCUCUUGUCAUCUCAUGGAUAAGUUAUCCUCCUCUUGGGUUGAUGCUCAGUAGGCUCAUUUUUUAUCCUCAUGUCAUCUGUAGUGGUCUGCUUUAAUACCACUGGUCUGUAACUUUACCACCGUUGGUUUGGCAGACUGUCUUUUAGUCAGGUUUCAAGUCACUGCCCUCCAUCUGUCCAGUGUCAAUGGCAGGGAAAUAACCUGGUAGAGUAAUUACAUUUUUUUUCUUUUACCAGGUUCGUUUAGCUCAGUUGUUCCAAAACCUUUUUCUACAGGGCCCCCCUUUUUGUAAUUGUGACAUUUGGUGUAGAUACAUCAUCUUUAUGUUUACCUAGCAGUCCUUUGAAAACAAACUUGUCCAUGUUUUGCCACCAUGCGUAAGUUACAUUUAGCCCUUUUACUAUAUAUGUCAGGGCCCUUACUAGGGGUCCUGCCCAUCAGUUUGGGGACCACUGAUUUAGCUGCUGUUUUAGUCUUGUCAUUCAUACUUUAUCUAACAAUAUCUGCUAUAAUAAUAGUAGAAAAACCUACAAUGUGGCUGAAUGUUUUAUUUUAUAAUAAGAAUGUGAAGCAUUGAAAACUAACUUACACAGAGCAAAGAGAACGUGUGAUUAUGAACCACAUUGCUGCUGUUCUCGAUGUUUGUGUGUAGUGUUGUGAGCAGUGCCAGUGGGGAGCUGCAUCUGUUGGCUGAUUUUGUUGCAUUUAUUUUAUGAUGUAAAGUCUGUUUUCAGCACCCUUUUAAAUGAAAACUUAAUGUACCAUGUAACCAAAUUGUUAUCAUGUGUCUCUUUCUGACUUGCUGUGAUCCAGCAGUGGGCACAAGGGCAGUAAGUAGUUAACUUCAGCAUAUUAUAAGAUACAACUGCAUGUCAUACAUGAAUGGACAUCAGCUGUAUGGACUUGUUGUGAAAUUCUCACUCAGCUGUGUCAAUGAUGGGUUUGAGUUGGGUGUAUGUACAUUCAUUCAUAUUAGCAGGAAUGUUGCCAUGAAGAACAUUUAACCAGUUUUGGCAGAAAGUUACACUCUAUUUAACACAUCAUUCAGU